Molecule: messenger RNA, 1224 nt
Organism: Blastocystis hominis
Lineage: Eukaryota; Bigyra; Opalinata; Blastocystidae
Exons: 1
Coding region: 1-1224 (407 amino acids)
Biological process (GO): phosphoenolpyruvate-dependent sugar phosphotransferase system
Cellular component (GO): membrane
Molecular function (GO): protein-N(PI)-phosphohistidine-carbohydrate phosphotransferase activity
Source: RefSeq, a predicted model, not a curated record
AUGAGUCAGGAGGUCGAACUGAAGUCUGUUACUGUGCAGAGCGAUGUGCAGAUAACCCCUGUGGAGCAGAAACAGGAAAGUCCUGCUGUGGUCGCUCCUGCAGCCCCGGAAACGGAGAAGGAGGAGAAGGAAGCGAAGGUUGAGAAAAAGCCGAACUGCUGCAAGGCCUUCUGCAAGCGUUGGUUCAUUGACGCUUUCGGUGGUAUGGCUCUGGGUCUCUUCUGUACCUUGAUCGCUGGUUUGAUUCUCAAGCAGAUCGGCAGCAUCUUUGGAACGGGUAAUGUGGUUGGCGCAUUCUUUACGAAUAUUGGAACCAUUGCAUCGGUUCUGAUGGGCUGUGGUAUCGGUGCUGGAAUUGGCCACGCCCUGGGUUCUCCUCGUUUGGUUAUUUUUUGUGCCAUCGUGAAUGGCUUUGUGGGAGCGAAUGCCAGCGGCCUGGUGAACAACUCGUUGUUCGUCGACGGAAAGCUCGUCCUUAGUGGAGGCGGCGAUCCUAUCAGUGCAUACAUCGCUGCGAUUAUCGCAGUGGAGCUUGGCAACCUCAUUGCAGGCAAGACUUCAAUCGAUAUUCUCAUUGUUCCUUUGGUCUGUCUGAUCACAGGUUCUCUGUCCGCCUAUCUGUUCGGUCCUCCCGUCGGCGUCGUGCUUGCGAGCAUCGGAGCCUUCAUCGAGAAGGUCACCACGCUGCAGCCCGUGCUCAUGGGAAUCGUCGUUGCGGUGGUCAUGGGAGUGUUGCUCACCCUGCCUACCUCCUCCGCGGCGAUCGGCAUUUCCAUCGGAAUGACCGGAAUCUCCGCUGGCGCCGCGUCGGCUGGCUGCGCCUGCCAGAUGGUGGGCUUUGCGGUGAGCAGCUUCCGCGAGAACCGCUGGGGCGGCCUGAUAGCGCAGGGCUUGGGAACGUCGAUGCUUCAAAUCCCGAACCUGGUGAAGGCGCCUCAGAUUUUCAUUCCUCCCAUCGUGGCGUCGAUCGUUUCGGGUCCCAUCUCCGCUGCAGUGUUCAAGCUGAAGUGCAACCCUGCGGGAAGUGGAAUGGGAACUUCAGGACUGGUGGGCGUGCUGAUGACGUACUCCGAGUCCUACGCGGAGUUGGGAGUGGGCAAAACGAUUGCCGGAAUUGUGGUGUGCUUCGUGCUGAUUCCCGCAGUUGUGAGUUUGGCGGUGAGUGAGUUCAUGCGAAAGAAGGGAUGGAUUAAGAUGGGCGAUAUGACUAUCGUAUCGAAGUAA